AUGUCUCUGCUAUCAAGUGGGUCUCCUACAGUCGGCCGCAGGGUCCAGGCGAAAGCAUUGUCCAAUAAUGGGCGAAAAAUAUCUUUUGGACGUGAAGCAUCUAGCCACAAGCAUUUGCAUGCUUCUAGCAGUCCUCCUGAUCCUCUAAUAUCAUCCAAGCUUGGAAACUUCCAGCCCUCAGUCAGCGAAGACAACGAUGUCCCUACGAAUAAGAAGCAGAAGCUGGAACAUUCAAAACCCAUCUCUUUAGCUAGGGACUCCGAGAUGGAAAAGCUACUGACAAGGCUUUCCCCCAAGCCUCAAACACCAGGUAUCAAGUUGUCUACAAGCCAGACCUCACAUGAUCGGCAGAAGCAUACUCUUGAAAGCUGCUGCGAGAGCCUAGGAGGCCUUAGCGGAACUAACAAAUCUACCAGCUUUUUACCGCUCGCGUCUAUCUCGGAGCCAGUUCCGCUUUUUUCUCAAGAUUUAGCUCCACUAGACGCCACAGACACCGACACAUCCGAAGUCCUUCGCUUGAAGAAGGAACUGUUUGCGGCUAAUUCGAAGAUUGCACUUCAAGAACAAGAGUUGGCACAGACCCGUGUAAUCAAACAAACACUGGAUCAAGCCCUAGGGCCUCCUUCCGAGGCUGACUUCAAUGGGCGGGAGGUCACCGAGCAGACAAUUAGCAAUCUACAGAAUGCUUUCAAUGCUUCAAAUCCAACUUUUAGCCAGCUUCAGGACGGAUGGAGUGGCCAGGAUGACUCCCAGUCAGAUGUUUCUGAAGCACUCUCUGCUGGGGCAUACAGCCGGUCGCGAGGAUUCUGGAUUACACCAAUUCAACAGGGGUUUAGCAUGAACAUAGCUACCCCAGCUACUGAGAAAACUUACAGUGACCCGAUGUCAGUGCCUAACAAUUCAUUUAACCAAGAUUUGAGCAGGUCUUGGGGCAAUCCGCCUCCAAAUACUGGUGUCUCUGGAAACACAACAUUUCAUUCUCAACGAGUGUUCUCUGGCCCCUUGAAUGGAACUUGCGAUUUCGACGCACGCCUUUCGGGUGAGCAAAGUAGAUACGCUUCAGGCUCAGGCAUCGGGCCACGCCGAUCUAUCACUCAAGCUAACCGUGGUGGAUCUUGUUUUCCAACGCAGAACUCUCCCUGGGGAACAUUUGCUGCCACCUCUCCAAGUAUCCAGACGUCAAGAUCUCCUGUAAACCGACAAAGCAACACAUACCAGCAGGUCGGACUAUAUCCUAUACCACCAUAUCAUCAACAAUCAAUUGUGUCUCCUCUCUCUCCGACGGCGUCUGAGUUUACUACUUCUGCUAGUGGGGCUGUACCGCCAUGGGCAACUUCAUCUAUCGGUGUGAACUCUACCCAGACAUACAUUUCACCCCUCGAACCACUUAACUACCGCCGGCUCCUCGACAAAAAUGUCUCUUGUGAUUGGAGAUAUAUAGUGGACAAAAUUGUUUGCAAUAACGACCAGCAGGCUUCCAUCUUUCUGCAACAAAAACUAAAAGUUGGAACAUCUGAGCAAAAGUACGAGAUCAUAGAAGCCAUAGUGCACCAGGCCUAUCCUCUAAUGAUCAAUCGUUUUGGCAACUUUCUUGUCCAGCGUUGUUUCGAGCAUGGCACGUCCGAGCAGAUAGCUGCCAUUGCCAAUGCAAUUAAAGGUAACACAUUGAGCCUUAGCAUGGACCCCUUUGGUUGCCAUGUAAUCCAAAAGGCUUUUGACUGUGUACCAGAAGAGCACAAAGCUGUUAUGGUUCAUGAACUUUUACGAAGAAUCCCAGAAACAGUAAUCCACAGGUAUGCUUGUCACGUCUGGCAGAAGCUCUUUGAGCUGCGUUGGAGUGGCGAGCCUCCGCAGAUUAUGGCCAAGGUCAAUGAGGCAUUGCGCGGAAUGUGGCAUGAAGUCGCUUUAGGGGAGACAGGGAGUUUGGUUGUACAGAACAUCUUUGAAAAUUGUGUGGAGGAUGAAAAACGUCCGGCCAUAGAAGAGGUGUUGGCCAAGGUCGAUUUACUUGCCCACGGCCAGUUUGGGAACUGGUGUAUUCAACACAUCUGUGAACACGGCGCAUCUCACGACAAAAACCGUGCGAUUGAGCAUAUCCUUCUCUGGGCUGUUGACUAUAGCAUGGAUCAGUUUGCUUCUAAGAUAGUGGAGAAAUGUCUGAAGAUUGGUGGCUCUGAGUUUCUAGACCGCUACCUUACUCGAGUGUGUACUGGCCGUACAGAUCGUCCGCGAAUGCCGUUAAUUGACAUUGCUGGGGAUCAGUAUGGAAAUUACCUCAUCCAGUGGAUUCUGAUGAAUGCCGCGCCUCAUCAGCGUGAGCUAGUUGCGAGUCAUAUUCGGAAGCAUAUGGUUUCAUUACGUGGGUCUAAGUUUGGUUCUCGCGUGGCCAUGCUGUGCUGCAAUCCAUCUCAUAUCACACGUCCUGGACCAGGCGCUGGCAUGCAGAUUGGACGUUUUAACAACUUCAGCGACGACAGGUACCAAGUUUCAGGCCAGCAUGGAAGCCGAUUCAACCGUGGAAGCCAAUGGAACCCUAAUUACCCGCCGUUUCGCUAG
This is a messenger RNA of Aspergillus alliaceus, 2556 nucleotides long. Its product is annotated as armadillo-type protein. Lineage: Eukaryota; Fungi; Ascomycota; Eurotiomycetes; Eurotiales; Aspergillaceae. Gene Ontology annotation, molecular function: mRNA 3'-UTR binding. Gene Ontology annotation, biological process: post-transcriptional regulation of gene expression. The record is from RefSeq and is a predicted model, not a curated record. The transcript is spliced from 7 exons. The coding region runs from base 1 to 2556 and encodes 851 amino acids. Gene Ontology annotation, cellular component: cytoplasm.